Messenger RNA from Podospora pseudocomata, 372 nucleotides. RefSeq lists its product as uncharacterized. The transcript has a single exon. The record is from RefSeq and is a predicted model, not a curated record. The coding region runs from base 1 to 372 and encodes 123 amino acids. Lineage: Eukaryota; Fungi; Ascomycota; Sordariomycetes; Sordariales; Podosporaceae.
AUGGUGGAUGGAAGACUGCAGGAUGGGGAAGACUGGAAAGGAAACGGGAGCAAUCACGAACCUGUCGCGACGAGCGAGGACCCGGUCUGGCGACGCGAAUACACAGCAGCAACAUUGACUGGGACCGGCCAUGGGCAGCUGCGGAUCAGCCAAACCAACCUGUUCAUGGUCGGGCGCCUCCAGCCGCACGAACUCCGCGUCAGGGGUGGUGAUCUCUUCCGACUGGACAGCCCCUCGACGUCAAGAUGGCCGUGCGCCAUCUCUGCUUAUCAUCACAAACAGCGUACGCCAUUAAAUUUGCGAUGGGUUACGCUCGCCUGGACCGAAACCGAACCAGUCAGAGAAACUCGUAUCGGUGUUGAUGAGAAUUAG